AUGGAGUCGCGAGUUAAGAGAAGAAGGACUACACAGCAUCCUUACAUCGAGUCCCCUAAUACCAGAUCUACUCAUGACGACCGUCCACGACCAAGAACAUCGAACAAUUUGCGUCUCAGUUCACAAGAGACAUUGAGGUCAAGGCCACCUACUUUUAAUAAUGCUGGGGACUAUCGAAUCAAUAGUGGGCUAUAUGAACAAUCCAUCGAUGACGAACUUGAACAGGUCAUAGUGGCAGUCGACAUGAGAGACUCAGGUACCGUCGGCUGUUCCUAUUAUUCUGCGCAGGAAGAGAAACUCUAUCUACUAGGCGACCUACGCCAUUCCAGUACAGAGAUAAUUGACAGCUUGGUCCUUCAGACUAAGCCUACAGUUCUCUUGAUCUCACCUCGGGUUGAUCCCAAUAACCUCCAGGAGAAACCAUGGGCUGAACAGGACAGUGACACGCAUUCCUACCUUCCCUACCAGCUCGAUAUACGCCCAUCGCAAGAAUUCAACUAUUCGAAUGCGAAAAACAAGUUAGUGGCUUUGGAGAUAUCCUCAAGACAUGAGCAGCGUAUCAAAUUCUUAGUGCCACAUAAUGGAUUGGUUGACGGGGAACAAUUAGAUGCCGAGAAUCUGGACCUCACAUUGCAAGAAGGCAAGCUUCUACAUAUGUCCGGCUCGAUCGAGAUGGAAAACACAGUGACUAUUGGAUGUGCCGGUGUUAUUCUUGCUUAUCUGCAAAGGCGUCGAGCUUCAAUGUCAACGACCAACAACAGGGCCCUGGGAGCGUUGCAAGUCUCUUCUGUGGAAAUUUUCAGUCUGAAGGGAACUAUGUUCGUCAAUGGCAGGACCCUACUGUCACUCCAAAUUAUGGAAUCCGAAUCUCAUCCUAGUAUGGUGAAUCAGGGGCCAGGAAGAAAAUCUUCCUCAUCAAAAGAAGGUCUCUCGGUUUAUGGCCUGUUUCAGCGCUUCUCAUAUACACCCCAGGGAAGAAACAGGUUAAAGCAGAUGUUUCUUCGCCCUAGUGUAGAAUCCGGUGUUAUACACGAGCGACAUUCUUUCAUCGGCGUAUAUCUCAGGGCCGACAACUAUAAUCCAUUGGACAAGAUGGUCAAAGGCUUAAAGCAUAUCAAGAACCUCCACUAUGUGAUGAUCAACCUUCGAAAGGGAAUCAGCACUGGAAGCGGGAAGAUUAUGGGGUUUAAGACAACAGUAUGGGCGACUUUACUGGCUUUUGCCUUUUAUGGGAUUGACAUUCAUGACGCCCUGAGGGAGACAGCAGGUGGAACUCUUCUGGCUCUGCAUAGCAAGGCACUCCGUGCCUUCGAAGCAGCUCAGUUAUACAAAGUCGACAUCGAUUGUUCAGAGGAGCAAGGCAGAGCCGUUGUGAAGCCAGGGAUAGACAGAGAACUGGAUCGGAUGAAAGACAGGUAUGACGGUUUAAACAGCCUUUUGAAACAGGUUGCGAUAGAAAUUGCGACGACUAUCCCAGAAAGCUACGACAUUGACGUGAAUGUAAUUUACUUCCCUCAACUAGGUUUCAACAUAGCGAUUCCACUCAACGAGGCCGGUGACGCUGCUUAUCGGGGUGCGGAAGAUGAUUGGGAUCUUAUGUUCCUUACAGAGAAUAGAGCAUACUUCAAGGAUUUCAGAAUGAAGGAGAUGGACGAUAAAUUGGGUGAUAUCUACGGGCUUAUAUGUGAGAAGGAGAUUGACAUUGUUUACGACCUCGCACAAAGAGUGCUCCAAUAUGAGAAAGUGCUUCUGGAAGCAUCGGAUAUAUGUGGACAAAUAGAUAGUCUUCUUGCAAUGGCCCAAGCUGCAAGCUUUUACAAGCUGGUACGUCCCAAGAUGGUGCAAGAAGAUGUUAUCAGAAUCAAGGGUGGCAGGCAUAUCCUGCAAGAACUUACAGUCUCGUCCUAUGUACCCAAUGAUGCCAUUCUUGUCAGCAGAAGGGUACAGAUGGAGGCAUCAGGACCUCUUCGUUCAGCUCCAGGAGCAAGCAAGAUUGAGUGUGAUCCGAGUAUGUUGCUGCUAACAGGGCCAAAUUAUUCUGGAAAGAGUGUAUACAUGAAGCAGGUUGCUCUUAUCGCCUACCUAGCACAGGUGGGAAGUUUCGUCCCAGCUGAAAGUGCAGAACUUGGGAUCAUCGACAAAAUCCUGGUCAAGUCUAAUACUCAAGACAGUGUCUCCCAGAUCCAGAGCACCUUCAUGAACGAUCUGCAACAAAUAUCCUUCGAUUUGAAGCAAAUAACAGGCCAUAGUCUGCUUCUAAUAGAUGAGUUCGGCAAAGGCACCAACGAGAACGACGGCAUCGGACUAGCAUGCGGAGUUCUUGAGCACCUCCUCAACCUUGAUAAUGCGCCCAAAGUCAUCGCUGUAACACAUUUCCAUGAAAUCCUCGAGAACGGAUUUCUCAAACCUAGGCCGCAAUUACAACUUGGCCAUAUGGAGGUUCGGGUGCGCGAAGAUCCCACCGAAACCGAAGACCAGAUCACCUAUCUCUAUAAUUUCCGUCUUGGACGAAGCGACCAAAGCUUCGGAACAAUAUGCGCUGCAAUGAACGGUAUCAGCCAGGCUAUUGUUGAUCGGGCAGACGAAAUCGCCUCACUUUCCGCUCGUGGUGAGAAUUUGAUUGCUGCUUGCGCUAUGCUCUCUGCUGAAGAGACGCAGGCUCUGGAAGAUGCGGACAAGUUGGCAAGGGAGUUUCUGUCGUUAGAUCUCUCUGGGGCUGAUAGGAUGAACUGCACAAGGGACAAGUUGGAGAAGCUGUUUGAUGGAGCCGAUAUGGAUGUUUAG
This is a messenger RNA of Aspergillus sclerotioniger CBS 115572, 2784 nucleotides long. Its product is annotated as MutS family protein MSH5. NCBI's taxonomy places the organism in Eukaryota, Fungi, Ascomycota, Eurotiomycetes, Eurotiales, Aspergillaceae. Bases 1 to 2784 code for a protein of 927 amino acids. Gene Ontology annotation, molecular function: ATP-dependent DNA damage sensor activity; ATP binding; mismatched DNA binding. Gene Ontology annotation, biological process: mismatch repair; chiasma assembly. The record is from RefSeq and is a predicted model, not a curated record. The transcript is spliced from 17 exons. Gene Ontology annotation, cellular component: nucleus.